Messenger RNA from Ictalurus punctatus (channel catfish), 3876 nucleotides. RefSeq names its product complement component 1, q subcomponent-like 4 (gene c1ql4a). Gene Ontology annotation, molecular function: protein binding. The coding region runs from base 1046 to 1762 and encodes 238 amino acids. The transcript has 2 exons. The record is from RefSeq and is a predicted model, not a curated record. NCBI's taxonomy places the organism in Eukaryota, Metazoa, Chordata, Actinopteri, Siluriformes, Ictaluridae.
UUGGAGCAUAGUGUAUAAUGAUACGUUUAAUGGAGUUUCAUUUGAUUUAAUCAUUCAUUUGUUUCUUUCUCCAGUUAUGGAUUUGUAACAUUUCCCAUGCAAAGCCGGGAUCUGUCUCUGAAUCAAGACGUUUUCGUAAUAUCCUAACACAGCAAAGACUUUUUGCUCAGCCAGAACUCCGAGAAACAAAUACACAGAGCCAUUUUCUGAACGAGAGAAUUCCAAAGCACUGGUUUUGACUUGAUUUCUCAUGCAACAUUGAAAUUCCCAUGUCCUAAAGUGAGCCCUUGAUAUAUCUACGGAGGAAAAAAAGUAAAUCCUGCUUUUUCAAACAUAUUAUUUUCUGACUACACAACAUGAAAUGCCCUCAAUUUGACAGUUGUUGUGUGUCAGUUACUGCUAAAGAGGCUGUUUUCUGAGCUGUGAGGCAACAUUCAUACUGAUUUGUGAUUUAAGAGAGCCUUCAAGACACUUGUGUGUCCUAGCAGAAGGUAUACGUAACAACAAAGUUUAUAACGGGGGAAAUGAAAGAAAGGAAAAGCAAGUCAAAUUCUUUACAAGUCAACAAAAUUUGGAUAAUAUAACCACUCCAGUAAUUGUGCUCAUAGUACUGCGGUAAAUCCACUACUGUAAGUGAUCCAGAGCUCACUUGAAUCUUUGUACUCUUUUGUUUUUUCCUCAUAUUUUCAACUGUCACUCUUCAGGCUCUCUUCCUCUCCUCCCCAUAAUCCCUCAGCACCAUUUCCUCUCUGUAUGCUCCACACUCUUCUCACUCUGUUCACCUCAUCCAUAAAUUCAUCCAUUAUUCUUGUCCCCAUUGCUCUUAACCUUCCUUAGACAGCUUUGCUGCUGGCUUUCGUUUUUAUAGACAGGAAAAAGAAAAACGUAAUUCCCUUUUUCAUACUGCCAGAGUGUGUUUUUCUGCACCACACCAUCCACACUGGCGGGCACAAUUCCGCCCAAAGGAGAGGAGGACUUUCUCGCGCUGGCCGCCUCCCGGCUCCGCUGCCGCAAGCGCGUCAUAGGGGCGGCAGUGGGUGUGGCCAUGGUGCUUAUUCUCUUGGUCGCCAUACCUCUGUUGGUCCAUAGCACCAAAGGGGGUGGAGCUGGAAGUGCAGGGAGUCAUUAUGAAAUGCUUGGCAGUUGUCGCAUGGUCUGUGACCCCUACACACCAUCGCAACAUGGCCAGGAAUUGACAUCUGUCUCACCGCGGCCUCCUGAGAUCACAAGCCGAAGAGGGAAGUCUGGAUACAGAGGGCCUCCAGGACCCCCAGGUCCACAAGGACCCCCUGGUGAGCCAGGAAAGCCUGGUCCACAAGGACCCCCAGGACCUGGUCCAAAUGGUUACGUGCCCUCCAUCUACACACCGAAGAUUGCUUUCUACGCAGGCCUGCGGAAGCAGCACGAGGGCAGCGAAGUGCUCAAGUUCGAUGAUGUGGUCACCAAUGUGGGCAACUACUAUGAACCCACUACUGGCAAGUUCACUUGUCCCCUCCCUGGCAUCUACUACUUCACCUACCAUGUUCUCAUGAGAGGAGGAGAUGGAACCAGCAUGUGGGCAGACCUCAAGAAAAAUGGACAGGUGAGGGCCAGUGCCAUCGCCCAGGAUGCAGACCAGAAUUAUGACUACGCCUCUAACAGUGUGAUCCUGCAUUUGGAUGUAGGGGACGAGGUGUGCGUGCAGCUAGAUGGGGGGAAAGUCCACGGGGGAAACACCAACAAAUACAGCACCUUCUCCGGGUUCCUCAUCUACCCUGACUGACUAUCCAUCAGCCCUGCCGCUCUUUCACCUCAUAAUGCUGCUCCACACACACACACACACACUAAACAGACCUGAAAGGAGAAACAUAUAUGUGGUUUGUUGCUGGGAGCAGAAGGGCUUCACUGAUAUGAUAUCAUGAGCAACGUGUUGCUUUCAUUAAGCAGGUUUUUUUCUGACAUGUUAUUUGUACACGUAUGCAAUUGAUGGUAAUAUGCUCUACUUAUAUGAAUGCAAAUUUCCAAAAAAAAAACAACAAAAAAAAGUUUCUAAUAGAUAUUGCAUAUAGAAAUAUAUCUACUGGAGUGUUAUCCUCCCUCGGCACUUGCAGCAUUAGGUGUACAUGUGUUGAUGUUAUACAAGUGGCAUCAUUUUUGCGUGUCUCACUUCAGUAUUCAGUUUUCAUCACACAGUUACGAACACACGUUCCUGAAGUUGGACAAAGCCGUUAUACACACGACUGAGGCUUGGUGGAAAAGAUUUCCAUGGUCUUGUUUUCACUAACAAGAGGACUGAUUGGAUAGCGUGGCGCAAUGGGAAUUCAAUACAAUGACAUAUGUAUGCGUGCACACACCACCACUGUGGGCCUGUGAUUAAUCUAAGUUCCCUGGUUCAAUUAAUUUGACUUAAAGUGACCGCUUUGGCUGUCAGUGUGGAAUUGGAGAUAUGGCUUGUGUGCAUGGACGUGCGGGGGUGUGUAUGUGUGUGUGUGAGAACAUGGAUUUUCAAUGUGUCUAAACACCUUGCCCCAGAAUAAACCAUUAAUAUAUCGGUUUAGUGUAGAAAUAUUCUAUCUCUGGCUUGACUAAUGAUCAAAUUUGACCAAAAAAAUAGCAUAAUUGUAAGAUUCUGUCCAAGAGGUGUGUUGUUUUUUUUUUUUAUUGCCUUACAAAAGCAAACAGUGAUAAAGUGCACUGACCUUAAAUUAAAUGUAAUGGCUUCAUUGCUGAAAGUAUUUGUUCAUGCUUUAUUAAGCUCUUGUCAUGUGAUAAUUGAAAAGGUGAUGGCUAAAUCACUAAAAUGACUAAAUGCUAAAUCACUGCGCAAAUAAAAUCUGGAGAGAAAAAAAGAGACGCAGCAACAUUAGCAGCAAUUUAUCAUUUAUUAAUCCUAAUUUUGCAAGAGUAAUAUACACUACCGGUCAAAAGUUUAGACACACUCAUUCUUUAUUUUUAUUCCCCACCCCCCCCACAUUUUAGAAUAAUAAUAAAGUCAUCAAAACUCUGAGGUAACACGUAUGGAACUAUGGGAAUUAUGUUGUGAUAAAAAAUCCAAAAUAAAUUAAAAGCAUUUAAUAUUUUAUCAUCUUCAAAGUCGACGCCAUUUUUGCCUAGAAUUUGCAGAAAUGUAUUCUUGGCAUUUUCUCGACGGAUUUCUUGAGGAAUUUCCCUGAGAUGCUUUUUAAACACUAUUAAAGGAGUUCACACCUACGCUGGACGCUCAUCGGCUGCUUUUCAGAAUAUUUCGCGCCGAGUCUUCCGUUUAAAAAAUAUCAUUUUGUAAAUAAAAUGUUAGUUUUCUUAUGAAAGAAAUGAACAUGUUGGCACGAUUAUAUUUCUGUCUACGACACCGAUUCCACACAUUUAAUCACACACCCUCAGAUCGAAAGGUUUUUAAAAUCAUGAGAAACAUUUCGGUCGAGUGUCCACAAACUUUUGACCUGUAGUGUAUAAUACAUUUUCCAGCAUAAAUUGUGCCGGUAUUUAAAAAAAUAUGUACCAAUAAUUACUGUUAAUGGAUUUAUUUUAAUUCUCUGAUCAUAUUGCAUUUUAUGUAUUCGUAAAACUAAAUCAAAGCCAGAUAAAGGGGCCUUUCUUGCAAAUGAGUUAUUUAAAUAAUUUCUCAAAAUUGAUUUUUUUAAGAAUGAACAUUUAGGGCAGUCAUGAGUAUAUGGGUGUUAGUGUUUGUAACAGUAUGUUUCAGUUGAAGCAGAAAUGAUGAUAAAGAUUCUCUGCAUCAUACAGUGUUCCUGUAAUUCUACUGAACUGUGUAAUUUUACAUUACAGAAAAGAUGGAAAUCUUAUAGUUAUUGUGUGCACAAUGGGGUUUGGCAGGAGACAAGUCAAUACACAUCAAUAUAUCCAUAAAACAAGCUCCAUUUCUUCUCAUAAAACAAC